Messenger RNA from Caenorhabditis remanei, 543 nucleotides. RefSeq lists its product as uncharacterized. The record is from RefSeq and is a predicted model, not a curated record. Gene Ontology annotation, biological process: ribosome assembly; ribosomal large subunit biogenesis. The transcript is spliced from 3 exons. The coding region runs from base 1 to 543 and encodes 180 amino acids. Gene Ontology annotation, cellular component: nucleus; nucleolus; preribosome, large subunit precursor. Lineage: Eukaryota; Metazoa; Nematoda; Chromadorea; Rhabditida; Rhabditidae. Gene Ontology annotation, molecular function: RNA binding.
AUGCGUCCAUUGACCGAAGAAGAAACAUCUCUUGUGUUCGCUAAGCUAGCCUCAUUCAUUGGAGAUAAUGUAUCAAUGCUCAUCGACAGAAAUGAUGGAGACUAUUGCUUCAGAAAUCACAAAGAACGAGUGUACUACUGUUCAGAAAAUUUGAUGCGUCAAGCUGCGUGUAUCUCACGCGAGCCACUCCUCUCGUUCGGAACAUGUCUCGGAAAGUUCACCAAAUCGAAGAAGUUUCAUCUCCAAAUCACUGCACUCGAUUAUCUUGCUCCGUAUGCCAAAUUCAAAGUCUGGCUGAAGCCGAAUGCUGAACAACAGUUCCUCUAUGGAAACAACAUUCUCAAGUCCGGAAUCGCAAGAAUGACUGACGGAACACCAACUCAUGCUGGAAUCGUCGUUUAUUCGAUGACAGAUGUUCCGUUGGGGUUCGGAGUCUCUGCAAAAGGAACAUCAGACAGUAAACGCGCUGACCCAACAGCACUCGUUGUUUUGCAUCAGUGUGAUCUCGGAGAGUAUCUCAGAAACGAGAGUCAUCUCAAUUAA